Molecule: messenger RNA, 690 nt
Organism: Scheffersomyces stipitis CBS 6054
Lineage: Eukaryota; Fungi; Ascomycota; Pichiomycetes; Serinales; Debaryomycetaceae
Exons: 1
Coding region: 1-690 (229 amino acids)
Cellular component (GO): peroxisomal membrane
Source: RefSeq, a predicted model, not a curated record
AUGUCGUCGAUUCUAACUAACCCGCUCUACCGUCCUCUUCUAGAGAUCGUUAAGUCGGCCCGGAACGGUAUUGUUUAUGGAGGAAAAAUCAGAUUUCUGCAUGCUUUGGUCAUCAACUUGCUCUAUCGUUCUGGACCUCCUUUACCCCGAUUGCGGGAGAUUCUUCAAGCUACAAAGAACCAUGCCGAAGUAUUAGCUGGUUUUGCCAUCAUUUACAAGAUUUGCUGCAAAAUUUUGGCCAGCGACUCUUUCUUAGGUCCCAAAAACGGUAGGCUUAUCAAGUUUUUAUCAGGAGCGUUUGGCUCGUGGAUCGUGUACUCGCAGCACUUUGGCUACUUCCAUCCCGGGAUAACCCACCAGAUCACGUUGUACUGCUUCUCCAGAGUGUUGAUUGCAGUAGGAAAGAUACUAUUGGAUUCGUAUUUGGGUCAUGCUCAGCCUCAGUUCAAGAACUACAACGGUAACAUCAUUCUCUUCAAGGAUCUCACCCCCAACCAACAGAAAAAGUUGAAAUCAGCGAUAUACAACAGAUCAUGGAAGUAUUUUGCAGUGUUCACCUGGGCUCUAGUGAUGCUCAUCUACGACUACCAACCGCAAUACUUGCAGAGCUCGUUGAGACACAGCAUGGCUUACAUUUACGAUGUUGAAAUGGAUACCUGGAGCACCUGGAAGGACUUCAUAGGUUUAUAG